Rotaria socialis is the source of this 903-nucleotide messenger RNA. Lineage: Eukaryota; Metazoa; Rotifera; Eurotatoria; Philodinida; Philodinidae. The record is from the annotation of a GenBank genome assembly.
AUGUCGUCGUCACUUACGGUCACACCAGCACCACCACUUACUCUUCCUGUCACGAAUUCAGUUACAAUUACUGAGGACGAUAUUAAAUCGUAUCGUGAAAAUGGUUAUUUUGUUGUGCCGAAUCUUCUUUCGCCUAGUCAACUUGAACAAUGGCGAACGAUUAUAUUUAGUGCUGUAAACGAUCGAGCAGACGCUAAGUAUAAAUUUCCUACAGCGGGUCAAGGUGAUAGCACUAACGUUGAUUUCGAGUAUUAUAAUAAUGUCUUCACACAGCGUAUUAAUUUAUGGCAAUCACAUAAUUCUGUCAAACAAUUAUUAUUAGAGAGUGGAUCAGUAAUCGGAAAAAUAGCUGCGGAAUUAGAAGGUAUCGAUUGUGUUAGAAUAUGGCAUGAUCAAGCUUUAAUUAAAGAGCCAUUUGCAAACCCUACCGCAUGGCAUCUUGAUGUUUCAUAUUGGUCGUUUACUUCUUUACAUGCAAUAAGUGUUUGGAUAGCAUUAGACGAUGCAACAUUAGAAAAUGGAUGCAUGUAUUUUAUGCCUGGAUCACAUAAAGUUACUGAAAGUCGUUAUUAUGAAGAAAAUAAUGAACUUGCAGAAAUCAAGAUUGGUAAAAAUCUCUCUGACGUAUUCACUACUUAUCCCGAACUAAAACAAUCACCAACAAUAGCCGUACCAAUGAAAGCUGGCAGUGCCUCAUUUCAUAGCGGUCAUUUAAUUCAUGGUGCUGGUGCCAACAUGACACCAAGUAGACGAGCUGCGAUGACCAUUCAAAUGAUGCCGGAUAAUAUGACUUUCAAUGGGAAACAAAAUGUAAUAACAGACGAGCGAAUGAAGGAAUUAAAAAUAGGUGUAUCCGUUUUCAAUGAUGAUAAUUUCAAUCCUAUAUUAUACAAAAAUAGUUAA